GACAUUGGGUGUGGACCUGGCUCGUGGUGUCUUGAUCUGGCGGCUGAUUUCCCAGAAUUAGAGAUUAUUGGACUAGACUUCCAGGAAAGCAUGUUUCCCGACGCUGGCACUAUCCCACCAAAUUGCAUUUUUAUUCGCUACAAUGUCCUCAUGGGUCUCGGACAGUUUGAGGAAAAAUCAAUAGACUAUUGCCACAUUCGGUUUAUGAACCUGUCGUUAACCGUACGUCAAUAUGCUCAGGUGGUCAGAGACUGCUGGAGAGUACUCAAGCCAGGAGGAUACCUUGAAAUGAUGGAAAUGGACAUG
Messenger RNA from Phycomyces blakesleeanus NRRL 1555(-), 306 nucleotides. RefSeq lists its product as hypothetical. NCBI's taxonomy places the organism in Eukaryota, Fungi, Mucoromycota, Mucoromycetes, Mucorales, Phycomycetaceae. The record is from RefSeq and is a predicted model, not a curated record. The annotation marks the transcript as partial. The transcript has a single exon. Gene Ontology annotation, molecular function: methyltransferase activity.